Messenger RNA from Temnothorax curvispinosus, 3135 nucleotides. Its product is annotated as organic cation transporter protein. The record is from RefSeq and is a predicted model, not a curated record. The coding region runs from base 1004 to 2704 and encodes 566 amino acids. The transcript is spliced from 3 exons. Gene Ontology annotation, cellular component: membrane. Lineage: Eukaryota; Metazoa; Arthropoda; Insecta; Hymenoptera; Formicidae. Gene Ontology annotation, biological process: transmembrane transport. Gene Ontology annotation, molecular function: transmembrane transporter activity.
AAAUCGAUCGCAGUCAUUACGUUUCCGUAUACGUCAAAUUUCAUUAGAUGCGACAGAUCGACCCACAGACAAAUCGCAAGUGAAUACGCGCUAUUGCCAAUCGAUCUUUCGACGCACAAAGUGAGCUUUGGCAACUUGAAACAUCGACUAAUUAUGAAUAAUCUAUCUACUUGUCGUCUUUCACGAGACCGAGCAGCCGCAAUUUCUCGCACGUCUCGCGACGAUCAGGCAAUUAUCGCCUCACUAUAGGCUGGCUAUGUAAUGUCAAGGACGCAAGGCACACGCUUAAGUACACGCUUAAUUGAAGAAGAAUUUGGACCAAUGACGCUCCAGAAAUUCAAAGUAGCAUUAAAGCUGUUGGGCAUUACUUAACGUGUGGCAAACAUAUCGUUUAAAGUCGGCCGGCGGUAAAGCUGUGUUGGCAACAACUAUUUAUAAGCUCUCAACUAUGGUCGUCGGUUAUUGAUAACGCAAUCGCCUUGCGCGAAACUCUUUUUCCCGGACGCCCGCUGCAUCUCGCAGAGUGGAAUUUACUGGACUAAAAGGAAUAAUCCAUCACGCGGAAGAGGUUGAGCGCGAGUGACGAUCGCGAGUGACUGUGUCGCGUGCAAGAGCAGCCGCAAAUUUCGUUAAGUACUAUAAAGUCUACUUGGAGGAAUUGUCCAAUCUCCUGGAUUCAAGUUGGAGAACGGAAAACCAGUCGUUCUUCUCAGCUCGCCGAAGGCAUUAAGCACCGGUGGUUCGCGCAGCCACAUUUCGCGAUCGGGAUCAAUGUGACCGGCAGAUUUAUCGAUCAUCAACACACGAGCCAUCCACUUGUCAUUUUUUGUGAUAUUCUGGUUGUGAUCGAGUGGAUGCUACUCGUUGUGCGCUGCAUAAUUAUAGACGAAAGCGUAAUCGUAUGCAGCGCCUAACACGAGGACGACCAACGAUUUAAAUAACCACGAUACCCGUCAAGGUACUCAGAUAAAUUUCCUGACUGCGAACUCAACGAGCGGCCGAGAUGGCGAGCGUGGACAAAGAUCUCGAGGAGCUCAUGUCCCACCUGGGUGAAUUCGGCAAAUAUCAGUUCCGGCAGUACUGCCUUCACUUACUCGCCGCCCUUACGGCCGGUGUACACAUGCUGUCUCUACUGACAGUCGCGGCGGUGCCGACGCAUCACUGUGACAUCCCGAAAGCGAAUGUGUCGUCCGUCCUGACCAAGGAGUUGUUCAACUACACCGUUCACAACUGGAACGAUUCCUCAGACGUGCUAGAACAUCUUCCACGCCGUCUCGAUAGCUGUCACUAUUUGGACCGCGAAAACGUUACCCGGGAAUGCGACUCGUGGACCUACGACACGACGCACUUUCAAUCCUCGCGCGGCAUGGAGUGGAACUUCGUUUGCUCGCAACGUUGGAUGGGUGCCGCGGCGCAAUCCUCGUACAUGUUCGGCGUAUUCGUGGGCGCGGUUACCCUCGGCAGUAUGGCAGACAAGUACGGCAGGAAAAUUAUAUUCUACGUCUCCGCCGUGGCACAGUUGACACUCGGAGUAUUAGUCGCCUUGAUCAACAACUACUAUAUUUUCCUAGCGAUCCGUUUCCUGUACGGUAUCUUUGGCUCCGCCGGCGCGUACAUCACCGGAUUCGUGCUGACGAUGGAAUUGGUGGGUCCGUCCAGGAGGACCGUGUGCGGCAUAUUGUUUCAAUUGGCCUUUGCCGCAGGUUUUAUGCUGGUGGCUGUGUGGGGCGCCGUGCUCAAGGACCGCAUGUGGCUGCAGAUUGUAUACGGUAUGCACAGCGCGGUCCUACUCGGCCACUGGUGGUGGAUGGACGAGUCGCCCAGGUGGCUGUGGGCGCACAAUCGCGCCGCCGAGGCGAUUAUCAUCGUACAGAAGGGUUUAAAGGUGAACGGCAGCAACGUCCACGUGGACGCCGCCAAGUUAAUCAGCAAAUCGAAGGUGCAGCAAGAGACCAAAGAGGACAAGUCGCACGGCGCGCUGGAUCUCUUCAGGACACCGAAUCUCCGCAAAAAAAGUCUGAAUAUCUGCCUCAACUGGUUCGCCAACUCGAUCGCUUAUUAUGGACUGGCGCUCAAUAUGGGCAAUCUCGUCGGCAAUCCGUUUAUCAUGUUGUUCCUCAGCGGCGUGCUGGAGUUUCCGGUAUACAUUUUGAUAAUAUUCACCAUGGACCGCACCGGUAGGCGAUGUCUGGUCAGCGCGUUCUUGAUGAUAGGCGGGUUGUGCUGUAUAUGCGCCGCCAUCAUCACCGGCGCCACCGACGAACUGGCGGCCGUGGCCAAGGUCACGAUAGUGCUCCUGGGCAAGGGUUGCAUUGCUGGCUCUUUUGCCAUAGUGUACAACUACACGGCCGAGCUGUUUCCCACGGUGGUGAGGAACACGGCGCUCGGUAUCGGCUCCAUGUGCGCUCGUCUCAGCGGCGCUCUCACGCCUAUGAUCUUCCUGCUGGACUCGCUGGACCCGCGAAUGCCAGCCGGGUUCUUCGGCCUCGUCGCUCUGGUGGCAGGCUUCCUGGCGCUCUACCUGCCAGAAACGCUGAAUCAACCGAUGCCGGAGUCCAUCGAGGACGGCGAGAACUUCGGCAAGGGCGACACUUGCUUCACCACCUGCAUGGGCGGCGGCGCGAAAACCGCCACGAGCGAUCGCGACGUCACGAUGAACAAGAUACACGAAAAAGACGAAAAGGAGAAAUUGAAUGAUAUAUAAACGACCGUAUUGUCUUAGGAAGUGCCUUCAAUUAGUAUUUAUAGCUAUAAUUCGCUGAGAUAAAAACGGACAUACCUUGGUCUUGACAUCAUGCGGACAUCGUACUGCGUAGAUGAUACUGAUAUUAGAAAUUACAAAUACUUUUUUUAAUUAGUCUAACUAAAUAUGCCAGCUAAUAAUACGCACAAUUUACUAUUAAAAAGAAGACAUUUAGAAAUAAUUUAUAUAUCAUGUACAAAUAAAGCGAGAGAGAAUUAUUUCUUAAAAUUGCAUAUAUGUAUAUAUACACAUACAGGGUGUCCCAGGUUUUUCCGUAACAAACUUUACUAUUAUAGUACGUUCUAUUAGCAGAAAUAAGAAAUAAAUGUUAUAUAAACAUAGAUCCCAAAAUGCUUUAUUAGAAAGUUAUAGCAAUAAAGGUUAAAAUUUUA